UCAAAACAGAAAACCCUUCAGCUUCAAUCACAAGCAACCCAAAUAUGCAACACACCAAGACCGAUUCCGACGCCACCAGUCUCACGGCGUCAUCGCCACCGCGUUCACCACCACGCCGCCCGGUCUACUACGUUCAAAGCCCAACACAUGAUGACGAAAAGCACAUCACCACCAUCUCCUACCACUCAACCCCCGCUCUCCUCAGCCCCACCGCAUCUCCGCCCCGAUCCUACGCCGGCCACCACUCCCGCGAGUCCUCUACCACCCGCUUCUCCGGCAAAGUCUCUUCAAACGACGUCGCUUUGAAAAGGUUUGCCAAACCGUGGGAUACACAGUUUAACUCUAUUGAAGAAGAAGCGUUACUUGAUGAUGAUGUGUCUGAAAAAAGAAUACCCCGAAGAUGUUAUGUUUUGGGGUUUGUUGUGUGUUUCUUGGUUUUGUUCUUUGUGUUUGCGGGUAUUUUGUAUGGGGCGGCUAAGCCGCAAAAGCCUAAGUUGACUCUAACGAGUAUUGCGUUUGAGAGAUUUAUGGUUCAGGCUGGGUCGGAUUCUACUGGAGUUGCUACGGAUAUGGUGUCGAUGAACUCCACCGUUAAAUUUGUGUUUCGUAAUACGGCUACGUUCUUUGGUCUCCACGUCACAUCUACACCGCUUGAACUUUCGUUUUCUCAGAUUGCUGUUGGUUCUGGCACCAUGAAAAAGUUUUAUCAAUCGAGAAAGAGUCAGCGGUUGGUGACGGUAUCAGUGAUCGGGGACAAGAUACCGAUGUACGGAAGCGGGCAGUUACUGAAGAGCUCGAAGGGGAUACCGACGGCGCCAGUGCCAUUGAAACUGAGUUUUGUGGUUCGAUCGAGAGGAUACGUUUUGGGAAAAUUGGUUAAACCGAAAUUCUUUGAUCGGGUUGAGUGUUCAGUUGCUUUCGAUCCGAAAAAGAUCAAUGUUCCAAUGGCACUUAAAAAUAAUUGCAAAUUUUUGUGAUGGAUUUUUAUCUCCUUUCUUUUUUUGUUCUUUGAGGCAGGGGAGUGGGAUACAGCUAAGUAUGUAACUUUUAUACAUUUUAAUUUUUUUAUAUGUAAAUUGAACGAGUAAACGCUUAAAGUAUAUACAAUUUCAGAGAAAAA
Molecule: messenger RNA, 1120 nt
Organism: Helianthus annuus (common sunflower)
Lineage: Eukaryota; Viridiplantae; Streptophyta; Magnoliopsida; Asterales; Asteraceae
Exons: 3
Coding region: 45-977 (310 amino acids)
Source: RefSeq, a predicted model, not a curated record